GUCUUUCCCGGGCCCGUCACGUGAUGUAAACCGAAAGCUGCAAUGGCGGGGACGUUGUGAUGGACCGUCCGUCGUGUUGGCAGACAAGGGAGUGUGGCGCUGAGAGAGACAACACGGCCCAAAAAGCUGCAAUGCCCAUCGACCCCCGAUUUAAUACCAACCUAAUCACAGGGCAAUUUACAAUCACCAACUAACCUACUAACAGGUACGUCCUGGGACUGUGGGAAGAAACCAGAGCACUGGGAGGAAACACACGUGGUUCACAGGGAGAACGUACAAACUCCUUACAGACGGCGCUGGAAUUGAACUCUGGAACGCCCCAAAGUGUCACGGUGUCACGCAACUGCUAUGGUGCCAUGACACCCACAGAUUUAAUUUGCCUUUCUCUUUAAAUCUGAUGGCAGAAGGGAGGAUGCUGAUCCUGAAACAUUGUUCCUUCAGGCUCCUGUACCUGAUCCAUGAAGGCAGCAAUGAAUGAGAAGAGGGACUGUCCUUGAUGGUGACGAUCCUUAAUGCUGAUGCAUGCCAUCUUCCUAAGGCAUCGCGUUUUGAAGAUGUCCUCGGUUGUGGGGUGGCUUACAAUGGAAUUAGCUGAGUUUACAACCCUCCGCAGCUUUUUUCGAUCCUGUGCUUUGGCAACUCCGUAGCAGAUGGUGUUGCAAAUAGUCAGCAUGCUCUCCACAGUGCAUCUAUAGAAAUUUGCUAGUCUUUGGUGAUUUACCAAACUUUUUCAAACUCCUAAUGAAAUAUAGCUGCUGUCAUGUAUCAAUAUGUUGUGCUCAGAAUAGAUCUCAGGCAUGUUGACACCCAGGAACUUGAAACUGCUCACCCUUUCCAUUGCCAACUCCUCAAUGAGGACUGAACUGUGUUCUCCCAACUUCCCCUUCAUGAAGUCCACAACCAAUUCCUUGGUCUUACUGACGUUGAGCAAGGUUGUUGCUGUGACACCACUCAACAAGCUGAUCUAUCUCUCUCCUGUACAUCCCCUCAUCACCAUCUGAGAUUCUGCCAACAACAGUUGUGUCAGAAUGAAUUUAUAGAUGGUGCUUAACCACACAGUGGUAACUAGAGAAAGUAGAAGAGAGGGCUGUGUGCACGUCCUUGAGGUAUGCCUGUAUUGAUUGUCAACAAGGAGGAGGUACUAUUUCCAAUCUAAAUGGACUGUGGUCUUCCAAUGAGAAAGUCAGGGAUCCAGAUAUCUUCAAGGUACAGAAGCCUAGGUUCCCUUUGAUCCACUCUGACUAAUUUUUCUUCAAGAUUCAAGACAUUUUAAUGUCAUUUCCAGUACACAAGUGUCAAGGAGAAAGAAAUAAUUGUUACUCGGGAGCUGAUGCAGUAAAAAAAAAUCUAAAUAUGAUAAAGAACACAACAAUAAAAACACUUAAGAUAGCUUUGAUAUACAGAUUGUAUGUCCGUAAAGUGACGCUAGGCACAGGAGUGUCUGUACAUAGGGUAACCUUGAAAGAAACUGAUAAAGUAGUGUUGGUGGGAGGUGUGAUGGGGUGGGUUGCUGAGUGGAGGUGUCAUUGCUUGGGGAAAGUAACUGUUUUUGAGUUUGGUGGUACUGGAGUGGGCACUAUGUCGCCUCCUCCCUGAUGGGAGUGGGUGGGACAUAUAUUCCAUGAGCAGGGCAGGUGAAUCCUUCAUUGUGUUGCUGGCCUUUUAUCCUGCAGCUUUCCUUGCUAGCAGGUGGGCUGGUGUCAGUGAUGUGUUGGUCAGUCUUGACUACCCCUUGUACAGCUUUCCUGUCUGCCACAGUGCAGUUUCCAUCAACUUACCAGAUAGGAUUUCACGUUCAUGAAGCCACGUUUGAUCAGGUUACCACUUAAUACAAUAAGGAGACCUUUCUGCAGAGUUGAGUCUAUGCCACUUCCAAGCAAAGCAGUUCCAUCAGUCCAUCCUACAUAACUCUCCAAACCAAAGUCAAUAACCUCCCUUUUUGAAUCUUUUGAUUUUCCUAAUGUUGUUAUAAUUUCCAUAAUAAUUGAUGCCACUGCUUUUCUAACACAAGCUAACUGGCCUGAAAUCACCACUUUUUGUAUUCCAUCCUUUUUGAAUAAUGUUAUGAUUUUUACAGUCUUCCAAUUCUUUGAUAUCAUGUACCUCCCAUUACCACAGUUUGGGUAGCAGAAAUUUGCCCUUGCUGAAUUAACAAAUCAUUACCAAAUAAUCUGAAGUACAGAAUUUAAAAAAUCACUCUUAUGGAAUAUAUCUUGUAAGUAAAUAGACACAAAAUGUGAAAAAGUGACAAAUUCUUUCAGAAAUUCAAUUAAUGUUUCUUGAUGCGUGUGCAGAAAACGUGGCGAUUUCAAUUGAAUUCAUUUAGCACAACAGCUUUCGUUUUUGUUUUCCUAGCAGUUUAAUUUCAAGAUUUUCUCAUUUUAUUUAUCUUCAAGAUGUCCGGAAAAAGGCUAACAAGUUCAAGUGCAAGUUGUAAACCGAAACAACCACGUAAAGCAAUUUCACUGGAUAUAGAACUCGAUAUUUUACGAAGGUUUGAUGCCGGUGAAAAACUUAGUACAAUUGCUAAAACACUAGGGCUAGCCACAUCUGAAGUGGCAACAAUAAGAGACAACAGAGAUGAAAUUAAGACAAGUGUUCAAAUUGCUGCACCAUUAAAUGCUCAAACGCUCUACUUUCACCACAGCGAAGUGAUAAGUGAUAUGGAAAGACUCCUGAGCAUGUGGAUAAAAGACCAGACGCAGGAUAAUGUGCCAUUAAGUACAAAUGUUAUUCAAGCUAAGGCCAAGAGCCUCUAUGAUGAACUUUUGAAAGAAGAGGGUAGCGGUGCACAAGGAAAACCUUUCUUGGCAAGUGAAGGGUGGUUUGACAUGUUUCAAAAGCGAUUCAGCUUGCAUAAAGUGCAUAAUGCUGUUGCCAAUACUGCAAUAAAUUAUCCGAGUGAACUGAAGAAGGUAAUUGAUGAAGGAGCUUACAUGCCAGAACAGGUAUUUAAUGUAGGUGAAAUGGGUCUUUUUUGGAAACGCUUGCCUGACAGAACAUAUAUUUCAAAAGAAGAGAAGGCCAUCCCUGGCUUUAAAGCUUCCAAUGAUCGCCUGACGUUACUUGUAGGAGGCAAUGCUGCUGGUGAUUUUAAGUUAAAGCCCCUUCUAGUGUACAGCUGUGAGAAUCCCAGAGCCCUCAAGGGUUAUGCAAAACCUAACCUACCAGUGAUUUGGCACUCAAACAGCAAAGCCUGGAUGACUGUGACUAUUUUUCAUGACUGGUUUAUCAACUAUUUCUGUCCAGCUGUAGAAAAGUACUGUGCCAAACAUCACCUUUCCAACAAAGCACUGCUCAUUUUGGAUAACACUCCUAGCCACCCACUGAAUUUAAAUGAUCUUUCGAAUAGUGUGCGAGUUGAGUACUUGUCCAUCAACACAGCAGCCUUAUUACAACCAAUGGAUCAAGGUGUAAUAGCAACUUUCAAAAGAUAUUAUUUAAGAAAAACUUUUAAGCAAUUGACUUAUGCAACUAAUGGAGAAGGUAAGCCAACAGUUCGAGAAUUUUGGAAAAGCUUUAACAUUUUGAAUGCAAUAGAUAACAUUGCUGAGUCAUGGGAUGAAGUGAAAGUUUCGACAAUGAAUGGUGCCUGGAAAAACAUUUGGCCAGAGUGCAUCAACAACUUUAGUGGCUUUCCACCAGCAGAAUCAGCAGAAAAGGUUACUAGAGACAUAGUAGAACUAGCAAAUGAGGCUGGAUUUGAAGACGUUGUUGAAGGAGAUGUGAUUCACCUCUUGGAUUCUUAUGAAGAUUAUUUGUCAGAUGACGACCUCAUGUUGUUGGAGCAAGAGCAGGCUUCACAAGAAGUUGAUAUGAUAGAAACACCACCAGUCCCUCUUCAAAUAAUGACAAACCACCUUUCAGAUGCCUUAUCAUACGUUGACCAGGUUGUGCAUAUCCUUAGUGUGAAUGACCCAAACCGAGAACGUAGUCUAAGGGUUGGCCGCUUACUGCAAGAUGCUAUGAGCUGUUACAGGGAAAUGUACAAGGAAAAAUUACGUCGCAAACAGCAGUCAACUCUUGAUGCAUUCCUUGUCUUAAAAUCAGAGCCUCCCUCUCCCUAACUCUGUUCCACCACGCAACACUCCACAAUGUCUCUGGUUAGUACUUAACCUGUUUUUGUGAACCACUAUCACUUAUUGCAAGUAACAUUCUUAAAUUACUGAUUUAAUAUGCAUUUAAAAAUGUCUGCCUAUAUUUAUGUGUUGCUAUUACUUUUGUUGAAGAAAAAAUCCUGUAGAAUGCACCCUCUUAUAACUUGGGAUUCAGUGGGGGGAAUUAAAGAGUUCACUUUAUGGAUAGGUUUCGAAGAACAAAACCCUCUGUAAUGCCAUGAUAUAGUGUAUCUCUUCAGAAUCUAAUGAUUGCUGAAAGAAUGUAAUUAAUGCAUCCAUUAUCGCUGAAGUUAUCAGAAUCAGGUUUAAUAUCACUGGCUUAUGUUGUGAAAUUUACUAACUUUACAACAGCCGUACAAUGAUAAAUAAAUAUAGAGAAAAACACUUAAUUACAUUGAGUAUACACAUGUCUAAUAAAUAGUUGUUAAAAUAAGUAGUGCAAAAAAUCAGAAAUAAUAAGGUAAUGAUCAUGGGUACAACAUUCAUUUAGAAAUCAGAUGGCAGAGGAGAAGAAGCUGUUCCUGACUCACUGAGAGUGUGCCUUCAGGCUCCUGGACCUUCUUCCCGAUGUAACAAUGAGAAAAGGGCACAUCCUGGUGGUAGGGAUUCUUAAUGAUGGACACCAUCUCGUCCAGCUACAUUAAUUCCAUCCAAUGUAUUUUUUUGGCAUUAAUGGAUUACCAGCUUCUGCUGUAGUUUAACUCCUCUGCCUCUUGUAUGUUUAGGUUCAUGUAAAACUCCUCACAAGGUUCUAGACUAAUCCAAGUAGUACAUCUUAUUCCAUAUUUUUCUGAGAUGCAGAAGUGGCCAGAAAUGGAAGAAUUGAGAUCUCUAUAUAGAAGUCACAGAAGGAGGGUAUUUAGCUCUUCCACAACGUGGAAAGUGUGUGAUAAUACAGUCCAUGUUGAUCUGUGAAAUUAAUCUGCUGAGGAGCAGGGAGAUUUUCUGAUGAUUAUCAUGGAGAUUGAUGUCACAAAAGAAAAAUAAAGGGGCUGAGUAGUGAGGCUAGCACAAGUGUGCUUUCCAUUCCAUAAUCAUUGAACACAUUAAUAACAAAAGACAGAAGAACACGGUUGGGCCACUUGGCCCAUAAAGUCUGUUCUAAAAUUCCAUCAUGGCUGAUUUAUUAUUUCUCUCAACCCCAUUCACAUACACAAGUAUGUUUGAUAUCCCCUCUGAAAUGAUCAGAUUUAAAUAUUGAUUCCUAUAUUUGUCCUUUUGGUUUCUCCAAAAACAGUAUGAAACUUCACAAGACCUCAUGCUUAUCUUUUACAGAGAGCAUGGUGACAAUUUGAUAAAAAGCUAUCAGAGCUAAUUGAGAUUUCAGGUCCAGGACAGUACUCUUUAUCAUUUGCAACAAAGUGUCUUGGAGCUAACACAUUGAUAGUGCUUCUCUUUUCACAGAAGCUGUCCAACCAGCUGUACUUCUGUUUUUAAUACAAUAUUUAUGGCUAAACCACUUAACGAAAUAAAAAUUGAUUUUACCUGUA
Hypanus sabinus (Atlantic stingray) is the source of this 5608-nucleotide messenger RNA. RefSeq names its product tigger transposable element-derived protein 1-like. Gene Ontology annotation, cellular component: nucleus. The record is from RefSeq and is a predicted model, not a curated record. Lineage: Eukaryota; Metazoa; Chordata; Chondrichthyes; Myliobatiformes; Dasyatidae. Bases 2397 to 4067 code for a protein of 556 amino acids. Gene Ontology annotation, molecular function: DNA binding. The transcript is spliced from 3 exons.